AUUGUGUCUAAAAGCUCGACCUUUGCAUGGAAUUGGGUAGAGUCUGUGCACUACUUACAUGGAGUCAUCUGUAGCCCACAAAUAAUGUUCUCUCAAAGUCUGUUCUUUCGAACCGGAAAUAGUAUUCACACUUCUUAGUUAUUUUUUAUUGGGUUUCAUCUGUAGCCCACAAAGUAUCCAGCCCAACUAAGAAAUACUUUUGUACUGGCCCAAUAAGAACUAUAUCGUAGUCACUCUGUUCUUUCUUUCUUCCCCUGUUGGAGAGGAAUCAAGAAGCCGAAAGUGACGAGCAUCAGCAGAGAUCGAAGAAUUUGAGAUACUUUCAGCAAUUAAUGAAGGGGGAAGGGAAUGAUUGGAUCUUUGUGUUAUGUCCUAGUAAUGUAUAAUUGAAGGGGUCAAACCAUUAAGAUACAUUGAUAACGCGCAUAGAGAUGAUGAGGGAGAAGAGAGAAGUACAGAAGGGGGAGCUUAGAGGAUGGUUUAUAAGAUCAAGCAGGCUAAUGGACCUUCUUUCUUUUCAAAUCGAAGCAUUACCUUCAAGAAUGGGGUUGUGGACAUUGCUCGAAGGCUUUCUGCUUCUUGCAAAUGCGCUGGCAAUACUGAACGAGGACAGGUUUCUUGCACCUAGAGGAUGGAGCUUCUCAGAUGUCUCAGGACUCCAACGAGCCAAAUCAUUGAAAGGGCAGCUCAUAGGGCUCAUCUAUGCAACUCAAUAUCUGAGAGUACCCCUCAUAGUUCUCAAUGCUAUUACCAUCCUUGUGAAGCUCGUUUCUGGAUGAGAUUUAGCUUGGAUUUUCUGCUUGUGGGUGAGAAACAAUAUUUUUGUGGCCUGUAUUGUACGUGACAUUAGACGUUGUUUACGUUUGCCGUUGAAUUAUGUAUCAGCUUGCAAUUAUGUAUGAAAAAAUUGGAGAUAUAAAAUUAGUGAACGACUGUCAGGUGUUUUGCUAAUUAUUUUUUGAAAUUCA
Asparagus officinalis (garden asparagus) is the source of this 968-nucleotide messenger RNA. Its product is annotated as immediate early response 3-interacting protein 1-like. The coding region runs from base 432 to 779 and encodes 115 amino acids. The record is from RefSeq and is a predicted model, not a curated record. The transcript is spliced from 3 exons. Gene Ontology annotation, cellular component: Golgi membrane; COPII-coated ER to Golgi transport vesicle; endoplasmic reticulum membrane. NCBI's taxonomy places the organism in Eukaryota, Viridiplantae, Streptophyta, Magnoliopsida, Asparagales, Asparagaceae. Gene Ontology annotation, biological process: endoplasmic reticulum to Golgi vesicle-mediated transport.